AUGGGUAUCGAUCUGGUCGCCGGAGGUAAGGUCAAGAAGACGAAACGAACUGCUCCCAAAUCUGAUGAUAUUUACCUCAAGCUCCUUGUCAAGUUGUACCGGUUUCUCGUUCGGAGAACUGGAGGAAGCAAGUUCAAUGCUGUGAUAUUGAAGCGGCUCUUCAUGAGCAAGAUCAACAAGCCCGCCCUCUCUGUGUCCCGCUUGAUUCGUUUCAUGCAGGCAAAGGAGGACAAGAUUGCGGUUGUUGUUGGGACAGUCACAGAUGAUAUUCGAGUCUAUGAAGUUCCGCCUCUGAAGGUCACAGCUCUAAGGUUCACGGAGAGAGCAAGGGCCAGAAUUGAGAAGGCUGGUGGAGAAUGCUUGACUUUUGAUCAGCUGGCUCUUAGAGCUCCUCUUGGUCAGAACACGGUGCUGCUUAGAGGACCGAAGAAUGCUCGUGAAGCAGUGAAGCACUUUGGUAAGGCUCCUGGUGUGCCUAACAGCCACACUAAGCCUUAUGUGCGUUCAAAGGGAAGGAAAUUUGAGAGGGCUAGGGGAAGAAGAAACAGCAGAGGCUUCAGGGUUUGAGUUGUCAAUGAUGCUUGGGAGGCAGACGGAUCCUCUAAACUCUUUAUUCAAGGUUUUCUCUAUCUGUUUGUUAUUAUCCCAUACCAUUUUUGUUUUUGAUCUUUCCGUCCUUUGGUUUGACAUUAUGGUCAGUUCUUUAGCAGCAUUUUCUCCCUCUGGAUAAUUUGGUCUGUCAGAGCUUGAAAUUACAUGAAUGCAUACAUUUGAAUUUUGAAUGUGCUCUGGUUCCAUUUUUUGAACUUGAUACUGUUGCCCCAAUUGAGUAAUGUGCCUAAAAUAUGACAUGUAUUUGAGAUGUGUUGAUGUUGGAUUAUAAGACAGAUUGGGCUUGUGCUCCUUGGACUGAAAUUUCC
Messenger RNA from Ilex paraguariensis (yerba mate), 920 nucleotides. NCBI's taxonomy places the organism in Eukaryota, Viridiplantae, Streptophyta, Magnoliopsida, Aquifoliales, Aquifoliaceae. The record is from the annotation of a GenBank genome assembly.